CCCACCUGCCCUCAGGUUCAGACGCAGCCUGGCAGGCAACUGAAGACCAAUGAAGAGCCCAGCCCCUGCCCACAUGUGGAGCAUUGUGCUGGUCCUGCCCGCACUGCUGGCCGUGCUUCAGACCACCACUGCCAGGAAGAAUGGCAUCGAUAUCUACAGCCUCACAGUGGACUCCCAGGUGUCUUCCCGGUUUGCCCAUACUGUGGUUACCAGUCGGGUGGUCAACAGAGCCGACUCUGCUCAAGAAGCUACCUUCCAAAUAGAGCUACCCAGGAAAGCCUUCAUCACCAACUUCUCCAUGGUCAUCGAUGGUGUGACUUACCCAGGGAUUGUCCAAGACAAGGCUGCAGCCCAGGAGCAGUACAGUGCAGCAGUGAGCCGCGGGGAGAGCGCUGGCCUCGUCAAGACCGCUGGGAGACAGACAGAGCAGUUUGAAGUGUCAGUCACCGUGGCCCCUAAUGCCAAGAUUACCUUCGAACUGGUCUACCAGGAGCUGCUCAGGCGGCGACUCGGAACGUACGAACUACUCCUCAAAGUGAAGCCACAGCAGCUGGUCAAGCACCUUCAGAUGUGUAUCCACAUCUUCGAGCCUCAGGGUAUCAGAUUGCUGGAGACAGAGAGUACCUUCAUGACCCAGGAGCUGGCAGACGCCCUGACCACCUCACAGAACAAGACCAAGGCACAUAUCCGGUUCAAGCCAACACUCUCCCAGCAACAGCAGUCUCAAAACGAGCACGACGUCGUCCUGGAUGGGAACUUCAUUGUCCGCUAUGACGUGGACCGGUCUGUCUCUGGGGGCUCCAUUCAGAUCGAGAACGGCUACUUCGUGCACCACUUUGCCCCCGAGGACCUCCCGACAAUGCCCAAGAAUGUGAUCUUCGUCAUCGACAAAAGCGGAUCUAUGUCAGGCAGGAAAAUCCAGCAGACUCGAGAAGCCCUAAUCAAGAUCUUGAAUGACCUCAGCCCCAAAGAUCAGUUCAACCUCAUUGAGUUCAGCUGGAAAGCCACCCAGUGGACACCAUCGCUGGUGGAAGCCACAGAAGAGAACUUGAAAAGGGCCACAGAGUAUGCUUCCAAGAUCCGUGCUCACGGAGGGACCAACAUCAACGACGCUAUGCUCCUGGCUGUGAAGCUGCUAGACAGCAGCAACCAGGCUGAGCUGCUGCCCGGGGGGAGUGUCUCCCUGGUCAUCCUGCUCACGGACGGCGAGCCCACUGAGGGGGAAACCAACCCCGAUAGCAUCCGGAGGAAUGUCCAAGAAGCCGUCAACGGCCAGUACAGCGUCUUCUGCCUGGGUUUCGGCUUUGAUGUCCACUACCCUUUCCUGGAGAAGCUGGCACAGGACAACGGUGGCCUGGCCCGGCGCAUCUACGAGGAUUCAGACUCUGCACUGCAGCUCCAGGACUUCUACCAUGAAGUAGCCAACCCGCUGCUGUUGUCGGUGGCUUUUGAAUACCCUGAAGACGCCGUGGAGGUGGUCACGCAGGACAACUUCCGACACCACUUUAAGGGCUCGGAGAUGGUGGUGGCGGGGAAGCUCCAGGACCAGGGUCUUGAUGUCCUCUCAGCCAAAGUCAGUGGGCAGAUGCAUAAGCAGAACAUCACCUUCCAAACGGAGGUCAGCGUGGCCCAAAAGGAGAAGGAGUUCCAGAGCCCCAAGUACAUCUUUCACAACUUCAUGGAGAGACUCUGGGCACUGCUAACCAUACACCAACAGCUGGAGCAGAUGGUCUCGGCAUCAGGUGAUGAGUUAAAGGCCCUUGAAUCGCAAGCUCUGAACUUGUCACUCAAAUACAAUUUCGUCACUCCUCUUACACACAUGGUGGUCACCAAACCUGAAGGCCAAGAACAAUUCCAAGUUGCUGGGAAGCCCGUGGAAGCUGAUAAUGGACUAAGGGAUAUCUUAAGAGUUCAAGGCCACUUUUCCAAGUCUCAUGCCGGAAGAUCUAGACUUCACAAGCCAACAGGAGCCAGGUUCCACCUGGACCCCAGACUGGAUGGUGGUGUCACUGCACUUAGACAACACAUUUUUCCCGGACUUCAUGGAUCCCCCGGUGACCCCAACCUGCCUCGUUUGAUGGGAAGGAUGCCAGCCCCGCCACCCUUUUCAACGGGAGCGCCUGUGGUUUCAAGUCAAGCUGCGUCACAGAGCACGAAGGAAAGAGACAAAGGAAGGAGCUACCUGAACCCAGGCUUUUCCUACCUUUUAGAAAGCACCACUCCUGAUGACCUCCCGCACCCAGCCGACUUCCAACAGUUUCCUAUCAUCCUGCCACUUCCUGGAUCCAGUGUGGACCAGCUCUGCGUGGAUGUACAUUCUAGGGAGGGCAUGAAGCUGUUCGAAGACCCUGAGCAGGGGCUUCAGGUGUUUGGUGAUUAUGAGAAUGGCGGGUUCUCAUCGAUCAAGGUGAACAUCCAGGAGCCUCACCUGCAUAUCCAUGCAACCCCUGAACGCUUGGUGAUGAGGCGGGACCGAAAAAGCUCUGAGUACAAAUGGAAGCAGACAUUGUUCGUUGUAUUACCUGGCUUGAAGAUAACCAUGGACAAGAUGGGACUCCUACAGCUCAGUGGCGCAGACAGAGUGGGCAUUGCCCUCGUGCCCAUGAACGAGCCCCAGAAGGGACUGAUGCUCCAAGUGCAGGACACGCAACACUUCUCCAACCGCACCGAUGGGGAUCUCGGACGGUUUUACCAGGAUAUCGUCUGGGAUCCACCAGUUGGACCGGACGACACAACACGGACACUCAGAGUUCAGGGAACAGAGUACUCGGCUACCAGACAGCUCAAACGGAAAUACCAAGGAGGGUCCAAGGGAACAGACAUUUCCUGCUGGACCGUGAAGAUCUAGCUGUUAGGAACAGUGUUCCCUGCUGCCAUUGUAUGCGGACAUUUGCGAACAGGGCCACCCACCGGCGAGGCCUAGAUCUCAAUGGAGAAGAGGAGUCUCACUUGUCGCAAAUAAAGGAGGGCGAUUUGAA
Molecule: messenger RNA, 2978 nt
Organism: Mesocricetus auratus (golden hamster)
Lineage: Eukaryota; Metazoa; Chordata; Mammalia; Rodentia; Cricetidae
Gene: Itih4
Product: inter-alpha-trypsin inhibitor heavy chain 4
Exons: 23
Coding region: 50-2848 (932 amino acids)
Biological process (GO): hyaluronan metabolic process
Molecular function (GO): serine-type endopeptidase inhibitor activity
Source: RefSeq, a predicted model, not a curated record